Paramecium tetraurelia is the source of this 936-nucleotide messenger RNA. RefSeq lists its product as uncharacterized. NCBI's taxonomy places the organism in Eukaryota, Ciliophora, Oligohymenophorea, Peniculida, Parameciidae. The record is from RefSeq and is a predicted model, not a curated record. The transcript is spliced from 3 exons.
AUGUCCCUCAGCCAAUUGUAUGGGAAACAAACAAUUAAUUAUGCAAAGCUCAGACAGAUGAGAUCUCCAAAUGAUGCACAAUCAUUUGGAUUGCGUCAAGAAUUUAAUGAUUUUUCAUAGUUACAUCGACAACCUGUUGAAACGAAUAAACAUUAAAGAGCGAAGUCAACACUAUAAAACAAUUAUAGACAAGGUACACCUCUUACAGAUCUGGAGGAGAUGGAAGGAGAGAAAUUGUUUGAUUAGUUUUUUAAGUUUAACAACUCUAAAAGUGAAAGCGAUUUCAUGAGGGAUUCAAUGUAGAGAGAUUAAAAGCAGCCUCAAUCAGAAUUUUUAAGAUUUGUAGAGAAUGCAAUAGAAUAUCAUAAGCAAUCUGAAUUGCAUUUUCGACCUACUAUAAAAAAGAAUUAACAUUUAGAGUAGAAGACAAAAGAACUUACAGUAUAGAAUAGGUUAUUGGCAAGUGAAAUUAAUAGAUACAAACAGAGAGAGAUGGAAUUAAAAAAUAAGAUAAAAAUAAUCCAAAAAGAAUGUUAACUAGAAUUGGGUCAAUUGAUAUAGAAGAAUGAAUGGUUGGAAGAGUUGUUGGUAAAACAAAAAAUUGACAAUGAGAAUUCCUUGUUGGCUGUUAAGAAAUCUUUAGAAAUGAUGUAAGGAAGGUGUAUGUGUCAAAAGGGAAUGGCUGAUAAGAUAAUGAAAGAAGUUAAAUAACAAUCUAGACCAUAAUAUGAUCUUCAGGCUACACACUCGUCAUCUGAAUUAAGCAGUAACACUGGAGACGAAGACUUGGACUUUGAUUAUGUGAGAAGAAGGAAAUCUCUAUCAAAGACAUCUGAAGAACAUUAAUUUUAAUUAGCGAGAAGCAAGAACUUGAGAGAGUUUGCUAGAGACCAAUUUUUUCGAAAGAAACCUACACAAGACCCUUAUUAUACAUGA